AUGAUACGUAUCAUUCAUUUUGUUCAAUCACAAUCAUCAUCAUCAUCAUCAUGGGUAACCAUUGAAACUUUUAAUGAACCAAAAUGUACAUUGGAUAGUUCAAGUAUUGGAGGUAUCGUUUUACAAUCGGGUGGUUGUGUCAAAGGACAACAAGUAUCUUGUGGUGCCAAUAAUGUCGUCACUGUUCAGCAAUACAAAGAUCAAGAAUGUCAAACUACUGUCGCCAACUCUACCGAAUAUACAUCGGGUGAAUGUAACACUGUGUCUCAGGUCAAUGGUUUCUACAAGACUUAUACCUGCUCGGCUGCAACUCCAUCAUAUCCAAUUCGUUCAUUGUCCAUCUCUACUUAUAGUGCUUGUAAACUCAGUCCAAACCUACUCACUGGUUUCCGUUGGAUCCCAUCUUACAAGUGUAUGGCCAUUGAAAGAGGUUUCAUUUCUACUAGUGGUACUGGUACUGGUACUCCUACAUCUGCUGCAUCUAUCACAUCAGCAUCAGCAUCAGCAACUUCGGUAUCUCCAACAUCUGCAUCUGCAUCUGCAUCUGCAUCUUCGGGAUCAUCAGGAUCAUCAGGAUCAUCAGGAUCAGUUUUACGUUCACACAACCAUAUCAACUUGAAGAUUAAUUCAAUGGAUAUAUUGGAUAAAUAUUUUGAUUUCCUAGAUUCUAUCAAUUUUAAUAAUAAUGAUAAUCAGGAAGAGGAAAGAUUAGGUAGUGGAUCAGGAGGUAGAUUAGGAAGUACAGGUAGUGGUUUAACAGGUACAGGAUUUGGAACUGGUACAGGUACAACUGGAAGUAGUGGUGCUCAACCAAACUGGGCCUCAUUUGGUAUUGUUGCUUGUAACCAAACUGAUAAUGCCAUUCUCACCUAUGACAAUGGAGUUUUACCAUCUACCACUUCUGGUACUGCUGGUGGUAUCUUGUCUACCGGCAAGUAUGCAUCUGGUGACCCAUACGGUUCAAAUAUGGAUAUUCCAAGUACUAGUACUAGUGCAUCGGGAGGUUCAGGUUCAGGUGGUUCAGGUUCUGGAAGUUCAGGAGGAUCAAGCUCAUCUUCAGGUUCGGGCACUCAAAAUGGGUGUUCCAUUCAAUUCAACUCUGCUGGUGGUGGAAAGAAUAUACAACAAUGCUAUCAAAAUGAAUUAUUAUCUGUUACUUGUACUCCACCGUAUCAUUCCUAA
This is a messenger RNA of Cavenderia fasciculata, 1182 nucleotides long. RefSeq lists its product as uncharacterized. The record is from RefSeq and is a predicted model, not a curated record. The coding region runs from base 1 to 1182 and encodes 393 amino acids. The transcript has 2 exons. NCBI's taxonomy places the organism in Eukaryota, Evosea, Eumycetozoa, Acytosteliales, Cavenderiaceae.